Tinamus guttatus (white-throated tinamou) is the source of this 2684-nucleotide messenger RNA. The record is from RefSeq and is a predicted model, not a curated record. NCBI's taxonomy places the organism in Eukaryota, Metazoa, Chordata, Aves, Tinamiformes, Tinamidae.
CUGCUGGGCGCGCGGGGCCGCGCGGCGCCGCCGCCGGGGCACAGCUUCCGCAGGGUGACCCUCACCAAGCCCACCUUCUGCCACGGCUGCACCGACUUCAUCUGGGGGCUCGCGGGCUACCAGUGCGACGUUUGCAACUUCAUGUCUCAUGAAAAGUGCCUCAAGAAUGUGAAGAUACCGUGCUCAUGUAUUGCUGCGAGCCUUGUCAGGGUUCCAGUUGCACACUGUUUUGGGCCUCCAGGACAUUAUAAAAGAAAGUUUUGCACUGUGUGCAGAAAGUCUCUAGAUUCGCCUGCUUUUCGAUGCGAAGUUUGUGAGCUACAUGUGCAUACCGAUUGUAUCCUGUUUGCUUGUAGUGACUGCCGGCAGUGUCACCAGGAUGGACACCAGGACCAUGAUACUUACCACCAUCAUUGGAGGGAGGGAAAUCUCUCUUCAAGUGCUCGCUGUGAAGUUUGCAAAAAAACCUGUGGCUCCUCCGAGGUGCUGUCUGGCAUGAGAUGCGAAUGGUGCGGCAUUCUGGCACAUGCUGCUUGCUACGUAAUUGUCACACCACAAUGUACUUUUGGAAGAUUAAGGAAUAUGAUUCUUCCUCCAAACUGCGUGCGAUUAUAUUCUCGCAACUUCAGCAAACUGCAUUGCUUUCGUAUAUCAGAGAACUUGCAAGCAGAACCAGAUGAAGAUGAUGAUUUUGAUGGGUCAACCCCAGGGUCAACAAAAGAUGUCCAAACUUCUACAGAUUCAAGUAAACAAACAUUAAAGAUAUUUGAUGGGAAUGAUGCAGUGAAACGCAAUCAAUUUCGACUGAUUUCAGUUCCAAGGAUUGCAAAAAAUGAAGAAGUUGUGGAAGCUGCUUUGCGGGCGUACUACAUAAACGACGAUCAGCAGGAGUACGAGCUCCAGACCUUCACCCAGCAGGCCCUGCUGUCUGACGAUGUCAUCAACAGGAACCACGCUCCGGACGACACCAACAGCGGUCCCGUGUUCCGGGAAUCCACCCCCGACGCGUGGAUCAUCAGAGCCAAACCGAAGGAUGAGGAAGUGAUCAGAAUUUAUCCUGCUUGGCUUAAGGUGGGAAUGGCUUAUAUUUCUCUACGAGUAAAUAAGGACAGCACUACACAGACUGUGAUCAAAGAAGUGCUUCCAUUGCUUGGAAGGCAGACGGAGUCUAUCCAGAAUUUCAAGUUAGUAGAAGUCCUUAUGGGCAGUAAGCAAGUUCAGCGGAUGGUGUUGGACAACCAGGAACUGAUCCUUAAUAGACUCAAGGAUAUACGAAAGACUUCAAUACGUCAGAUGAAUCAAACAAGGUUUUACGUUGUGGAAAAUAGCAAAUCCAUCGUUCGAGUAAAUUUAUUUGUUGGUGGCCUUCCCCCUCAGCUUUCUGCUGAAGAAUACACUAAUAUUCUCAAGGAUGAACUAGCUAUCAAAACAAACGUCGUAUCCGUGAGUCAUGUUUAUCAAGCACAAGGUGCUGUUGUCCUCGAAAUUUCAUGUUUUUCUGAAGCUGAAAGAAUAUAUAUGCUAGUUAAAGAUACAACUGUCAAUGACAAGCCUCUGAAUGGUGUGGUGAUUCCUGAAGUUGUGAUACCGCAGAACUGCUGCCCACUGCUUGUAUUUGUGAAUCCGAAAAGUGGGGGUCUAAAAGGUCGGGAUCUGCUCUACAGUUUUAGAAAGCUGCUAAAUCCCCAUCAGAUCUUUGAGCUUACUAAUGGCGGCCCACUGCCUGGGUUCCACGCGUUCUCCGGGGUGCCCUCCUUCCGCGUGCUGGUGUGCGGCGGCGACGGCACCGUGGGCUGGGUGCUGGGCGCCCUCGAGGAGAUCAGGCACAAGCUGGCGUGCUCGGAGCCCUCCGUGGCCAUCCUGCCCUUGGGAACGGGUAACGACCUGGGGAGGGUUCUGCGCUGGGGAGCCGGCUACAGCGGGGAGGACCCCUACUCCGUUCUGGUGUCCGUGGACGAGGCCGACGACGUCCUCAUGGAUCGCUGGACUAUCCUCUUGGAUGCCGAAGAGCCCGCGGAAGGUGCCGAGAACGGCCUGGCAGAGCCGGAGCCUCCCAAGAUUGUACAGAUGAACAAUUACUGUGGUCUUGGCAUUGAUGCAGAGCUGAGUCUGGAUUUUCAUCAUGCUAGAGAAGAAGAACCUGGGAAAUUUAAUAGCAGGUUUCACAACAAGGGCGUUUAUGUGAAGGUUGGGCUGCAGAAGAUAAGUCAUACCAGAAAUCUUCACAAAGACAUCAAGCUCCAGGUGGACCAGCAUGAGGUGGAGCUGCCAAGUAUAGAAGGACUCAUUUUUAUUAAUAUCCCCAGCUGGGGCUCCGGAGCCGAUCUCUGGGGCUCGGAGAGCGACAACCGCUUCGAGAAGCCGCGGAUCGACGACGGCCUCCUCGAGGUGGUCGGCGUCACCGGCGUCGUGCACAUGGGCCAGGUCCAAGGAGGUCUCCGAUCAGGAAUCCGCAUAGCCCAGGGCUCCUACUUCCGUGUAACGCUCCUAAAGCCAAUUCCCGUCCAGGUUGAUGGAGAGCCCUGGAUCCAGGCCCCAGGCCAAAUCAUCAUUUCUGCUGCAGGACCAAAGGUCCAUAUGUUGAAAAAGUCCAAGCAGAAGCAGAAGAAAACUGGAAGCCUGAAAGAGACGAGAACAGAUGUCGGCCUGUCAGUCACUGAAGGAGGGCGCUGAAGGGGGAUCCG